Molecule: messenger RNA, 342 nt
Organism: Plenodomus lingam JN3
Lineage: Eukaryota; Fungi; Ascomycota; Dothideomycetes; Pleosporales; Leptosphaeriaceae
Source: RefSeq, a predicted model, not a curated record
AUGUUCGACCUCUCAUAUGCUCCCCGGCGAUCCCGUGGCCACAGAUUCCCCACAGCCGACAGUCUCUUACCAUAUGUGUACGGAGACUAUUCUACGGCAUACAAUGGCUUUGGUAACUUCCGCGGCGGAGGUUCCGAUUGGGAUCGUUCAACGUUGUUGGCCUACGAGGGGCCGAACAGUAUUGAGGACGCCACUCGCGCACAUGUUGCUGCCAAGGCCGACUGGGAAAAGGCAAAGGAGAAGCACGAUGAAGCGCAAAAGAAGUUGGAGGAGUCUGAGAAGAAGUUAAAAGAGUGCGAGGAUAGAUUGCGAGCUGCGAAGCAGUAUGAAAGAUAUCAUUGA